AUGGCUGUUCAGCUUGUAGGUGAUUGCUUCAUUGGCAUAUUUGGUGUAUCUAAUAGAUGGUUUCCAGCAAUUCUGGCUUCGUCUUGCAUGGUGUAUCUAAACGUUUGGGCUUCGUUCACCUUUGUCUGGAACACAAAGAAGCACCUGACACAGAGAGUCCAGAAUUUGGACGAUAAAUUGCUGGAGCAGAAAGAGAUCUCAAAGUCGAUUCUGGAGAAUGACUUGACUGGUUUGAGCUUGAAAGAAUUGCAGCAACUAGAACAGCAAUUAAAUGAAGGAUUAUUGUCAGUGAAGGAGAGGAAGGAGCAAUUACUAGUGGAGCAACUAGAGCAAUCAAGAGUACAGCUAUUUGUUUCCUCCAGGAACAGCGUGCUAUACUUGAGAAUGAAACGUUGCGCAGACAGGCACUGUUCACAGAAGGAGGUGAAGAAGAAGGAGAGUAAAAAAAGGUUCAAGACGAUUAGUAUGACUAAGAAGUUUAGUUGCAGACCGAAAGAUUUGUUUGAGAUUUUGAUGGAUGAGAAUAGAUGGAAGAUAUGGAGAUUUGGGAGUUGGCCUGAUGGCAUUGAUUCAACGAUAUGUCAAGUGAGGCUUAAACUUGAAGAGCCUGAACCCGGGCUCACUAUUGUCAAGCUAACACAUUCGGAUAUUCCUGAGGAAGACAGAUAUGGGAAUGCGACUGUGGUGGAGAAUACGGAGAGAGGAUGGCGGGAUCUUAUUUUCCAGAGGAUACGGGCAGUUUUUUGGUUUUGGAAUUUGUGA
Messenger RNA from Prunus armeniaca (apricot), 762 nucleotides. The record is from the annotation of a GenBank genome assembly. NCBI's taxonomy places the organism in Eukaryota, Viridiplantae, Streptophyta, Magnoliopsida, Rosales, Rosaceae.